Messenger RNA from Lactuca virosa, 675 nucleotides. The record is from the annotation of a GenBank genome assembly. Lineage: Eukaryota; Viridiplantae; Streptophyta; Magnoliopsida; Asterales; Asteraceae.
AUGAGUGAUGAUACGACGUUUUCAGUUGAUGUGUUGGAUGAAGUACUGGAAAAAGAGCUAGCGGGUUGGAAAGAACAAAAUGAGGGAUUUAUGGUGCUUGAUGAAGGAAAUUUUGAUCCCAAAAUCGAUCUACAAGAAUUAGAGAAGUUAUUGGAAGAAGGCGAGUAUAAUGAAGCAAUAAAAGAGACAGAAGAGGCAACACGACGUGGAAUGACUAGCAGGUCCAGAAGAAGUCAACCCGUUACUUGCGAUUUUCCAUGGUAUUCUUUUCCACGGAAUGUUCCACCUGAGACACAUGCGUGUUGGACUGUUAAGCUUGACUUACUCAAGAAAAGAAAGGUGCAUGUUCCAGCUGAGGUUGAUUGGCACUGGAUUGGAAAUUCGGGUUUGAUGGAGGCUAUAGAGCCUUACCUUGACAAGGUAUUUAAUGGAGUUCAUGGACAAUUUAUGUGUUUGGGUUGGAGACGCAUUUUUGAGAUUCAAGAGGUGGUUUACAAGGAGUUGGUGUAUGAGUUUCUUGCCACAGUAUCUUUCGCAAAAAAAGACAGGAUAUAUGCGGAUGAUAAUCUUACUUUUUGCCUUGGAGGGGAAAGGCGUUCCUUAAGCAUAGCCGAUUUUGCACUACAGGUUGGCAUCUACCUUCCAGCUGAAGUCCAUACACCAUUGUACCAAUAA